This is a messenger RNA of Drosophila willistoni, 1219 nucleotides long. It is a transcript of the gene Rpn11, whose product is annotated as 26S proteasome non-ATPase regulatory subunit 14. The record is from RefSeq and is a predicted model, not a curated record. Gene Ontology annotation, cellular component: proteasome regulatory particle, lid subcomplex. Gene Ontology annotation, biological process: proteasome-mediated ubiquitin-dependent protein catabolic process; protein deubiquitination. The coding region runs from base 159 to 1085 and encodes 308 amino acids. Gene Ontology annotation, molecular function: metallopeptidase activity; protein binding; proteasome binding. Lineage: Eukaryota; Metazoa; Arthropoda; Insecta; Diptera; Drosophilidae. The transcript has 2 exons.
CACUGUACUAUUACUUGCACUUUGCGAACGAACUGUCAAAACGUAUCAGCUUUGUGUUUUUUGUUGUUGCUGCCGAACUGAAAAAUUUCGAAAGAGUGACUAGAACUCUGUAAUUUAAAGACUCGAGUAUUGAACAAGUUUAGAGCCCUUCCCGCAUUAUGGACCGAUUGCUACGUCUAGGCGGCGCCUUGCCUCAAGCCGCUCCCCCCACAGAUGCCCCCGUUGUGGAUACCGCCGAACAGGUUUACAUUUCCUCAUUGGCCCUGCUGAAAAUGCUGAAGCACGGUCGAGCCGGUGUACCCAUGGAGGUGAUGGGUCUGAUGUUGGGUGAAUUCGUGGACGAUUACACUGUCCAGGUCAUCGAUGUCUUUGCCAUGCCACAGACAGGAACAGGCGUCAGUGUAGAGGCUGUGGAUCCAGUAUUUCAGGCCAAGAUGUUGGACAUGCUAAAGCAGACAGGUCGACCCGAAAUGGUUGUCGGCUGGUAUCACUCUCAUCCUGGUUUCGGAUGCUGGUUAUCCGGAGUGGAUAUCAAUACUCAGCAAUCAUUCGAAGCGCUCUCCGAACGGGCAGUGGCCGUUGUCGUUGAUCCCAUACAGUCAGUCAAGGGUAAGGUGGUGAUUGAUGCCUUCCGGUUAAUCAAUCCCAAUAUGCUGGUCCUGGGACAGGAGCCUCGUCAGACCACCUCGAAUUUAGGCCAUUUGCAAAAGCCUUCAGUGCAGGCUUUAAUCCACGGUCUUAACCGCCACUAUUACUCGAUCAGCAUCAACUAUCGCAAAAAUGAAUUGGAGCAAAAGAUGCUUCUGAAUUUGCACAAAAAGUCCUGGAAGGAUGGCCUCACACUCUCCGACUACAAUGAGCAUUGUGCGAUCAAUGAGAACACAGUGGCCGAGAUGCUCGAUUUGGCCAAAAACUAUAACAAAUCGCUCGAGGAUGAGGAGAAAAUGACACCAGAGCAAUUGGCCAUCAAGAAUGUGGGCAAGCAGGAUCCCAAGCGACAUCUCGAGGAGAAGGUGGACAAAGUUAUGCAGAAUAAUAUUGUUCAAUGCUUAGGCGCCAUGUUGGAUACCAUAGUCUUUAAAUGAGAAAUAAAUUUCUUAAAUGCAUUUGUAUAUCCUGUACCUCCCGAUCCCGCAAAUCAUCUCCUUACCCAUUCUUUAAGCUAUUAUCCCACAUACGGAAGAUAAUAAACUAAUUUUUAUUUAAAAAAUAUUGGAAA